AGGAAACAUGACGAAAAGUUUCCGUUUUUGCAAGCAAGAAAAAAAUCUCCCACAGCAACUCCUGGUGUUGGGUACGAAGUCUCUCUGUGCAGUCAGGGUGGCUGCUUUGCCUGUUGUUUUGCCCUCCUGAUCUCAGCUGGCGUUUGGGGACUAUGGCUGCCAAUGAGACUCACCCUAUUUGGGAGAUUCUACACUCUUUUGGCAUUGAGAGUUUGGUCCUGGCCUUCUGCCUGUCUAUGCUGGUUGGGCUCCUGAUCGGUGUGCUGAUCUUCAUCCUCCUCACCUGGCUGUCCCGACACAGAGCCUCAGCGGUAAUCACCAGACCCUCUAAGCGGAAAUCCAACACCUCCUACUCUCUCGCCCACAACCGAAUGGGGCUGUACCGGAGCCAUGCCUUACAUCAUCUUGGAGACAACAGCCUCGUCUCUGCCCACUUAAACCUCCGCCGACAGACGUCUGUGGACACGGAUGAGCUGCUGGGCCGCAAGACACCCUUCCAGGCUUCUACUUUCCACCCGGGACAGAACGGAGGUACUCUUAGGGCCAAAAGUCCGCCAUCUUCCCCAAGCACUCAGGAGAUUGAGCCUUCCUCUUCCAGCGAGGGGAGCCUGCUUCCGACCUCUGGGCACAAGCGCCAGUCUUUCUGGCUUGGCAACAAUGGGCUAAGAGGGUAUCUGCCCACCCAAACACCCCCGCCUGCUUAUGACAGCGUCAUCCAUGCCUUCCAGGAGACUGAGACCUGAGUCUGAGACUGGGCAACAUGAUAGUAUUAAGUACUGCAAUUACAGCAAGAGAGACUGCAUGUACUGACUGCUGCCAUAUAGACAGACUGCACAGAUUGAGGAAGCAGCUGUGCACUAUUGGACCUACCAAGUGUCAUAUCAUGACUGUAGACUUUUACGCUGCGUAUGGUAAAUUAAGUUUCCUUCACCACAAGCCUAAUGUUCUAUACAUACAGCAAUAUGACAGAUAUUGGGAUAUAUCACCAAAUUCUGGACACAUUCCUUAGAAUCUGUAAAUAACCUUGCAAUGGAAAUGUAUCUAAAAGUUGACUUGAACAGUAACAGGACUAAUUAGGGCUCGUCAUUUAGGUACACUCUGCAUAUGUUUUACAGUCAUUAGUGUAUAAACGUAACCUACUUCACUCAGUACACAAAGUUGAAAUUAACAUACUAGAGAGAUGGUGGACAUAAAACCCAAAGAACACAACAGGUUGUGAUUUUCCUCAUGAAAACAGACUGUGUAGUAGAUACAUAUAAACUUUAAACAUUGUGAAAUGUAGACUAUCAUCACAUUUCCAUACUUUUCCCCAUUUGUUGAUUCGAUCAGCUGACUGCUAAAACUGAGCAAUUGAUUAAUACUGUGUAAUGUCCUUGGCCUAUAUGGUUCAGAGAUUCUGAUAACCACACGCUCUUCUUAACUGUUGAAAGAACAUUACCAACUUCAACUGAGAUGUCAUACUGAGUGCGAAUAUGACGGAGGAGGUCAGCUGUCGCGGGUGCCGUAGCUGUCGCGCCGCAGUGAGGCACGGACAAUCUACCCACUGGAUAGGGUUAUUCAUCACGUGACACAAACUGGUUCCGUCAGAGCUAAGGUUGCCAACACAAUUCUUUAAAAUCCCCCUACAGUUCAUGUACAUUGCGACAACGCUCCACAUAAUUGAUGGAUAUUUUCCCACUCGUUAUAGGAGGAUUUUUGUACGCAUGCGGCAACAUCCUUCGAAGGCGCACCAAGUGCGAGCUGACAGAGGUGAGUUUGCUGGCUUAAUCGCAGAAAUGCCAGCAGCGUUAUCACCUAUUUAAAUGAGUUUGGCGUCGUUGUAUGUUUAACAUCUGUUUUGGCCGUCACCGCUCCUUUCAUUUACUGGAAUGCGCAAGGAUGGACAUACUACGGGAUAGGUAAUUAUAGAGCCAAGCGUGGCACACAUCAGUGAUUGUGAAUGAUUUUGCUGAAACUGAAUCUUGUGUAAAUAACAUGUUUUUACCACAUCACUAAGUAAUUCGUUGUAGGCCUAUUUCAUCCGUUUUAUGAUCCAAGGCUGAAAUUGAAUUUUUACAAUGGAACUGAUUACCUAAUUCUGGAUGUCGACAUGGUAGGCUGUGCUCUUGUAAAACAAUAAUUUUAAAUGUCAAAAAGAAAGUUAACGACGUAAAGGUUUGUAAAAUACAAUAUCCUUUUAGUCGACUAAUCAUGGCCCUUGUUGCCACGACGACAGUUCAGAUAGUCAUUUUUUUUUCAAGAUAUGGAGGCACCAUUUGUUUCAAUAGCUCACAAAAAAUCUACAAACCCAGGAGAGCAUAUCUCCGUUUGAAAUAAUAAUUGCACCUUCAACAGAUCGUCUGCCUGUAUUUAUAAAACAGCUGUAAUAUUUUACUCAUCUGUCGCACGUCCCGUGACGUAAGAUCAGACCAAUGUCAAGUACUAAUCGAAGACGGUGUUCAGGAGACUCACUGUUCAGUCUGGUGGAUGUCUCCGGAUUCUCAUUGUGUGCUAGUAAAACAUUUAAACGCCUUCAUUAGGCUACUUGCCUAUUGUUAUUUUUAAGACAAGUGAAUAUUAAUUUCGACUUGGAUUCACGUAGUAGGCUACUACCAAACCUGGACAUGCAUUCUGCCUCUGGCACAGAAGAAUCCGUACAUCAGGUAGUACUGAGCCUAUUAAUUGGAACGCCUGUCUAGAAUUCCAACAUAUAGGCUAGGAUUAGCCUUUUACGCAUAAACAAGAACAUUUGCCAGACCCUUCAGAAAACAUCACUCGGAGUGGUGGAUGGAAUGCAUACAACAUCUCCAUGCAUUGCAAAAAAAGCCUCAAUGAAGCCAAGUGUUCACCUGUUACAGUGUACACCGUCUUGCACAAUGAUGGUACCACCAGAAUGGUAAUAUCUCUGAAAACAUGUCGUAGAAUUGUCAAGAACCACGACUGUGCCAACAUUCCUUUCAUUCUUUACAUUUGGCAAAGCCGAUUUGAUUCGACUAUACUGUGGACAUGUUUGGUCUGCACACAUGUAAAACAUAUUAAAUCAUCUGCACAGAUAAUGUAAUAAACCUCUAAUAUGGGGGUAGAGAAAGAGGCCUGUACAGACCAAUGCGCUUGUGUUUUUUCAUAUUGCAUUUCUUACUCCUCAACUCCUCUUACCUAUCUCAAACAAAUCCAUCUGAAUGACUCUUUCAGUUGGUGUUCUGCGAACCAUUUUUUCUGUUGAGAUAUUUUAUGUCUUUUGCCUGAUGUGUUUCAUUUAUUAUGGCUUGCAUACACAUUUCUUUCAGUGGCACCUUCUUAUACCUCUGUUAUGUUUAACAUGUGAUCUGGUUGCUGUGUACUUGUCUUGUACAUACCAUACACUAUCUUUAUGUCUAUUUUUCUUUGAAUAAAAUGCAUUUAAAUGAAAAUUACAAAAAAA
Molecule: messenger RNA, 3400 nt
Organism: Clupea harengus (Atlantic herring)
Lineage: Eukaryota; Metazoa; Chordata; Actinopteri; Clupeiformes; Clupeidae
Gene: myct1b
Product: myc target 1b
Cellular component (GO): nucleoplasm
Source: RefSeq, a predicted model, not a curated record